AUGGCGGUCAGGCGGAAGUUUGACCUCCGAUUCAAAGAGACGGUUCUACAGUAUGCAGAGGAAACUUCCGGAGAACAAGCUGCGAGGUUCUUCAACAUCGACUCUAAGAGGAUCCGGUACUGGAGGAAACAGAGGGCCGAGCUGCGGUCUGCUGAUGAGGGGAGAGCACGGCUGAGCAGAGAUGGGAGGAAAAAGCUGAGCGUGGAGCUGGAGAGACGGCUCUCGGAGUGGAUUCACGCCAUGCGAGACGGACACCAGGCGGUAUCGGCGGACAUGAUCAAGAACAAAGCGUUAGAGAUCUACCCGACGGUGAGUGACGGAGGCAGCAGGUUUGUGGCAAGCACGGGCUGGCUACAAAAAUUCCUAAAGCGCUACAACCUGUCACUUCGACGUCGCAGUGCUGUGACCCAGGAAGACCCGAACCUGCUCACUGAGAAACUCGUUUGGUUUGUGGACUAUGUCGGGAAGACGGUGAGCGCUAAGAGGAUUUUAGAGAAGGACAUCAUCACAAUGGACGAGACCGUAGCUUGGUUCGACGCAUCGUCUCCGACGCAAGGAGUACAGGGACAGGAGAGGAGCCAGCUCACCAUCGUCCUCGCCGCCAAGGCAGACGGCACUAAAUUGAAGCCUUUUAUUGUCUUCAGAGGGGCAGACGGCGAUGAGGAGGCGAUGCGGCGGCAGAUCUCUGGCGCGGUGAUCAACACGUCACCGAACGGCUGGAUCAAUGACGCUCUUGUGUCGGACUGGCUGGAGACUGUGGUGGGGAAAUCCAAUGCCACGCCCCGCCUACUGGUGUGGGACUCCCAACGGUCCCACGUUAGCGUCACCGCCAAACUGAAACAUGACUUCAACAUCACACCAGCAGUGAUCCCAAGAGGCUGCACCGAAUACGUUCAAGCCCACAACGUGAUGUGGAACCAGCCCUUGAAGCAGAAUCUGCACGACGCCUACGAUCGCUGGAUGGCCGGGGACUACCAGAAGGAGUACACGGCCGGGGGGGACCUUAAACCUCCCGCCCGCCGCCUGCUGGUGGACUGGGUGGUCGCAGCAUGGGACAAACUGGACACAGACAUGAUAAGAGAGUCUUUCAAAGUUUGUGGAUUGUCUGUGAAAAGUGACGGCAGUGAGGAUGAUCUCAUCGCCUGUUUCAAGGAGGGACAGCCCUGUGCCACCGGACGGGACAUGCUCACUCAGGCCCGACAGAGGAGCUGGGAGAACUGGAGCCCAGUUGCUGAAGAGGAGGAGGAUGGAGUCGAAGAUUUUUAUUUUGAGGAGGAGGAUGAAGAGGAACUUGUUUUUGAGGAAGAGGAGGAAGAUGGUGAUCACACCUCCUUACACUGCAUCACUCAUCAGGAUGUUAAGAAUGUGAUCGCCGUUAAGGAGGAGCAGCAGGAGUGGAGCUCAAGUGUGGACCAGGAGGACCCAGAGCCCCCACACAUUAAAGAGGAAGAGGAGGAACUGUGGAGCAGUCAGGAGGGAGAGCAGCUUCAAGGGCUGGAGGAGGCUGAUAUCACCAAGUUCCCAUUCACUCCUGUCCCUGUGAAGAGUGAAGAUGAUGAAGAGAAACCUCAGUUUGAGGGACACCACUGUGGAGAACCUGGAACAGUGCCCGGAGGCGGAGUACAACCAGCGCCUGGAGGAGGGGUACGACCAGUGCCUAGAGACUCUGAUCCAGAUUUAAAACCAGAUACUGAGGACAAGAAGCCUGACAGUUCUUUAGUUGCUGAGAUCGAAGUCAGUCUUGAUGACUGGGACAAGACUAGCCCUGAGACUUCAGAGUUUUCUGAACCUGAGAUUGACGAGGGUGAUAACUGGAAACCUCAGUCAUGUUUAAACUCUCUGAAACAUAAGGAACUUCCUGUCAGGAAUGGAGAGAAACAGUUUAGCUGCUCAGAGUGUGGGAGAAGAUUUUCUCAAAAGAAACAUCAGACCCAACACAUGCAGGUCCACAUACGGAAGAAACUAUUGACCUGCAGUGUUUGUGAGCGAAAGUUCACUCGACUUUGGCAGGUCAAAAGACAUAAAUGUGCUGGUCGUCAGUCCUCAGAGCUUUAUCAGAGUCCAACUGAGGAGAGCAGAGAGGUGGAGCAGAUGGAGACAGAAGCUGAUGGAGAAGACUGUGGAGGACCAGAACCAGCCAGAAACUCAGAUCCAGAUCCAGAUUUACCAUCAGAUACUGACAAGACCGGAGACUCCUCUGAAGCUGAAACUGAUGACAGUGACGAUGACUGGAAGGAGACCAGUGAUUCACUGACGGAGGAUGAAGAUGAAGAUGACGAUGAUGAGGACGAUGACUUCACAACAGGGUCAUCAACAACAUCACAACAUCCAAUGAAGCGCCGUCGAGAUGGGUCCGCCGCCUUUAGAGCGAGAGAAGAGGAGGAGGAGGGGGAAGAAGCUCGGUGGCAUAACAAAGAGGAGAAAGAUAAAAGACCCGACCCACUCAGGUUCAUACCCGUCAGGGACCCUGGCCCCACCCUCGACCCCACCGCUUCAUGGUCUCCCCUUUCACUCUUCCAGCUGUUUUUUAGUGACUCCGUCGUCUGCACCAUCAUUGAAAACACAAACGCAAAUGCUGCCAAAAGACUGAAGUCCGGGUUGAAGUUUGUGUGGAAACCUCUGACGGUGAGCGACUUCUACAUCUUCCUGUCCAUCAUCAUCUUCUCAGGACUUGUUAAAGUACACGUCAGAGGGGACUACUGGAGAAAGGAAUGGCCGUUCAACUUCAGAUUCCCUGGCGAAACCAUGAGACGGGAUCGCUUUGAAUCCAUCUUAUGGUCCCUGCACUUGAGCAAUCCAGCAGAGGACGAAGAGAACGACCGCAAGAAGAACACAGCAGAGUAUGACCGACUGUUCAAGAUCAAGCCAUUGUACACCGAGAUAGUGAACGCCUGCAAAGUGCAGUUCCAGCCUUACCAGAAUAUUUCCAUAGAUGAACGGAUGGUGGCGUCCAGGGCUCGCACAGGUAUGACACGAUACAUGAAGGACAAGCCCACAAAGUGGGGGUACAAAAUAUUUGUGCUUGCGGACUCCUUAACGGCCUACACAUGGAAUUUCUUUGUCUAUGAGGGAAGGAGUGUGCAUGGUCCAGGCCAGGGUUUGAACUACACUUCAGUCAUGGACCUUAUGGCAUUCCCUCUCCUUGGUCGGGGCUACACACUAUUCGUCGACAGUUUCUAUUCCAGCACCGCCCUCUUUAAGGAACUGUCCAGACAAGACAUCGCCGCAUGUGGGACAAUCCGAAAAAAACAGAUUGGCUUUCCAAAGACCACCCAGAAUGACUUACCAAAGAACGCUGAAAGGGGAGAUAUGCGAUGGAUACGCCAAAACAACCUCCUGUUUGUAAAAUGGAUGGACACACGUGAAGUGACCAUUUGCUCAACUGUACACGAAGCCUUCAGCGGACAGACAGUGCAGAGGAAAGUCAAAGAGGCCGGCGUGUGGCAAACCAAGAACAUAACCAUUCCCGAUCCUAUUGUGGAGUACAACCGCAACAGGGGUGGCGUGGAUCUGUCCGAUGCUUUGAUCGGCUGCUACAGCGUGCACCACAAAACCAUGAAAUGGUACAAGAGGUUCUUUUACCAUUUUAUGGACAUCGCUGUGGUCAACAGCUUCCUGCUCCAUAAAGAACUACACAAAAAGAAGAACGAUCCCGUCGUGAAGAAGCCACUCUCCCAGAAGCGCUUUAGGGAGAAGCUCGCUGCAGAAAUGCUGUGGUAUGCCAAAGACUCAGCACCAUCAACGUCAACUCCAGCCGCCUGCAUGCCUGCAUACUUUGGAGACAAUGGUACAGAAUCCAGGAAGUACUGCAAGAGAUGCCAGGACGCUGGUAUCAAAAGGAUGAAAACACCUGUGUACUGCAUGAAGUGCCAGGUCCCGCUCUGCUUUAAUGCCAGAAGGAACUGCUUCAAAGAUUGGCACAACAAAUAAGUCCCCCUUUGUUUCAUUAAUUAGCUAUGGAUGGAGGAGAGGAGCCACUUUUCCCCCUAAAACCCCACCCAUGGACCCAAAUUUGUUUUUUGGAUCAUCUGAGAUGGGUCUUGAAUUUGGGUGCAUUUGGUAAUAUGGAUAUUCCACCUCAACAUUCCUUGACUAAAACCUCUAUAACUUUCCUCUGCUCUACUUAAACAGUAUCAGUCUUGGCACCAGUAAUGUUCAGAUGUUGUGAUAUGGUAUGCGCAAGGUUAUAGGCUGCAACUACAUAAUUCCAACAGGAUACCAUAAAAUUUCAUUUAAAAGCCUAGUCCUAAUUAAAUGUCCAGUCCCUUUUACGAGCCCGAUGUGGCCUCUGGAUUAGAGAGCUGUACCAGGUGCCGCUCCAAGGCUCCAGUAUCCCUGGCUUGUCAGAAAGGAAGCAGGAUGGACAACACCACAGCAGGUGUAACUGAUCAGAUGCAGGAAACCAAGUGUCAGCCAGGCCAGGCCUCUAUUUGAGACAGGCCUUUAAUUUGACAAUUAAAGGCCUGUCUCAAAUAGAGGCCUGGCCUGGUUGCUAAGCAGUUGAUUUUCAUAGAAGGUCUUUGGAUGUAUAAAACCGGAUUGUUGACUACCCACUUGAGCUAACGUUAGCUAGCUGCUAAGAUCAGCCUACUAAUUGAAAUUUUAUGGUAUUCACACUGAAAAGUAACAGUUCUGUUUGGCAGAAAUGAAAUUUUUCAUUUAUGCUGUGCAUCAUUACCAUGAACUCUGACACAUCUGCAGAAAUCCCACAAAUGUACCUUUAUCAUGAUACCAAAAUUAUUCAUAUCGACCAGGGGUCGGCAACCAUUACUAUCAAAACUGUUUACGAUUUUUGACCAGAAAUACUAAAAAAAAAUCCACACAACGUAUUUGAGCCUUAUAAUAAUGUAAACAUAGCCAAGUCUAAAUUAGCCUUAACAGUCUAAACGAGCAUUCAUUAAUAUGUUUUACCACAAUGUAGCGACUGUACAGGGCACUAUUUAUGAUUAUUUGGAGCUUUAACUUUGCAAAGCUGGCAGUGAAAGCAAACACAUCUGUCCACACACUACUAAACUUUCUAUUUUAUUUCAAGACUUAUACUUUUUUUGGAUUUAGCACCCAUAGCUAACCAUAGCUGACUCAAGAGAGAGUCACUGCUAUCAAAGUUCGACAAAAUUUCAAGGAAAGGGUGCCUCUUUCACCUGGUGAAAUGUUUAAAAUGAAUGUGUUUGGUAUAUAGGCUUCACAUUUUCACAAUUGGAGAAUUUAAGAAUUUCUUUAGGCCAGCAGCACUGACAAAUAAAAACUAAUAUGUUAAAAAAAAAUUAUUCAUUUCCAUAUAAUACCUUUGUCAAAGCUACAGAGAGACACUGGAGAGGGGCUAAAGAGCCGUGGCUCCGAAGACACAGGUUGCCUUCCCCUGAUGUAGACCAUGUAGUUAGAGAAUAUACUCUUCAUUUUAGGCAUAUCAUUUUUGAGCCCCUGAGCUGGGGGCUUUAGGGAUUACAGACUCCUCUGAACCUGAGACUGUUCAGUGUCAUGUGUCAUGUAUCUUUGCAGAGAAACAUGAUGUGUCAUGAAGAAGAAAAGUCUAAAUACAUUUUUGAUACAGUUUCAAGUUAAUGAAACACAAGUUGUUCAGGAGAUCAACGCUGCUGAUAUUUUCAGCAUUCAAAUAUUUCCACUACAAACAGAAAACUGUGUAAUGUAAAAAGCAUCAUCAGGUUUGAGUCCUAAGAUAAAUCUUCAAACACUAGAAUGAAACUUCUCUUUGUUACUCCAGGUGUUUCAAUUUUUUAUUUAUUUAUUUUUUAGUCUUACCCUUGGAUGAGUUCAAUUUUUUGUUACUUUUAUACCUUCUGAAUGUGUUGAAACAACACUGCAACUUUAUGAUGUUACUUUAACUCGGCUGAUUGCUGAUACCUUUUAAUACACUGAAAAAGUUUCCCUCAUGUCUGUACAGCGUUACUAAAGUUUUUUUGUUGCUAAAAGAAUGUUUGAUUAUUAUUUAUGAAAGGUGUCUGCAUGUUCAACAACAAUGAUAAAGGUUGCUGUACUGGAAUCAAGAACAUUUGAGUUUAGGCACUGGACUUCUUAGAAAAUACGACUCUGAGGAGGGUGGCAUGGUGGUACAGUGGUUAGCAUUGUUGCCUCACAGCAAGAGGGUUGUUGGUUCAAAUCCAGGGCUUGACCCCCAACAGGAUAAGCGCUUACUUAAAUGAAUGACUUUAAGGAUCCAAUUACAAAUAAAAAUAGCGUUUAGAGAUUACUUUCACACAGGUGUUUUAACUGGUGAUGGUUUCAAGUACAGCAUCGCAACCAGUGCAACUCUUAUGGAAGUAUUUCUGUGCCAUCUGAGUUUGAAUUUGAAUUCCUAAAACUGAAUUUUUUAGCAUCAAAAUCAGACUAUGAAUUUUAAAAACAAUUAAAUUUCUAGCACUGAUUUUUUUUUUGCCUCUGAUUUUGUUUUCAAUGUUAAAAUAAAUUCAGUGUAAAAAGAUCCAGAGUUAACAUCCGGGUAACCAGGGAGAAGCAGUCGAUCCCUGUCUCAAUUCAUCCAACGUCCAGCCAAUCCGGUCUUUAAGUGUGACGUAACACCCUUUCAAAAUACUAUUUCCGGGUCCAAACGCUCUGUCAGAUACUCAAACGACAAUGACGGAACCGGUGAACCUGUUUACAAUCACUUCUUUCCUCAGCGAGGUCAGUGUAGCUGUUCUGCCUGGUGGAAUAAUAAAGGAUUGCGCCCAGGCAUCACAGAAAAAGAGAGUUGAGGUGAGUUUGAAGUUAGCAGUAAGCUAGCUAGUUGAUCUAAAGAUGAUAUGCCAAAAACACCGUACAGGACUGCUAAAACUUUUGGAGCGUUAGUGAAGUUAGGCAAGUUGACAUAUAAUGAUGUGCCAGCCCCUGGCUAGCAACAGUAUUGUUAGGCUAAUAUCUUUUAGAUGUGUUAGGGUGAGGGUUGAAUUGUUUUCAAUAUAACGUCAGAUUCAUGUUGAGGGACAGGCAGUAAGGUACAGCAGCUGCUGGUGCCCAUUCAGCCAACACAAGUGCCACCAUAUGGCAGCUCUGCUGAUUUGGGUCGGAAAAAAAUGUGUCCUGCACCGAUGAUGAGGGCGACGAUGCCGAGGACGGGCGAAAUAUCAGCAAGGAGAGUGUCUGAGAUGGCCCCAGCCACAACACAAGGUUAGUAAUUAAUUUGCAAAUGAUGCUGUCUGUUGUUGUUGGUUGUUUUGAAUUAUUUACUUAACAUCAUGUAGUUUAGAGCUAUUGUAUUAUGUGAAGAUUAACUGUAUUUAUCAAACGGUGCUAAUAUACACUCAUGGUGUAUCAUGUUAUUUCAGCUGGAAUCAAAAGAUCUGUCACUCAGGAGGACAAGGACUGGGUACAGGCAGUGGUCGAAUUGUUAACAAGGGGGAUGCAAUGUAGCUUUGAUUUUUUUGCGUGCACACAUAAUCAAAUAUGACAGCACAGAUGUGCAAAAUUAAUCAAGAUAAAGAAAAAUGGCAUGACGUAUACCUGCUGCCUUUAAAAAACACAAAUAAUGCAGUAGUAUUGCUAUUGCAGUACAGACAAAAAUCAUUUUAGAGUAUAAAUAAGAGUAGUUCUGAAAUAGCUGUGAAAAUUAAUCGUAGAGUCACUCUUAUCCUAUAGACAUUUCCUUAGCCAGUUAUAAUUUCUCCUUACCUGUGAAGCCUUGGGCUGAUAAGUGGUGCUGCUGUCCUGAUACCUGCCUGGUUUCUCCCUGUCCCUCUUCUAUCUAUUGCAAUAAUAUAGAUAAUAAAUGUGCAAAGCAAAAUUCAUAAAUAGAAUUAAGAAUAGUAGUGGUGACAUAGCUGUGGAAAUUAAGCUCAAAGUCACUUUUGUGCUCUAGAUAUUUUCUCUCAGCCAGUUAUAAUCUCUCCUCUCCUGUGAAGACCCUGCAUGAUCAUCCUUGCUGGCCUCUGGUCCACUGUCUCCUCCCUGACCCUGCUCUUUAUAUUGUGGCAAUAAAGAUAAAAAAAAAUAUGUGCAAAGCAAUAGUGAGCACAAGUUCUUAUUAAGGAGGAGUGGGUUUAUUCCUCGCAUGAAACUAGCUAGCAAGGUAUUUAACAUAGGUAACAAUAACAUUAGUGUUCUUGUUAACCAGCUUAACUUGAUAUAUUGGCAUCUAUUAAUUAGUCAUCAUUUAGCUAACAUUAUCUACAUGCAGCAGCAUUACUCAACUUACACGGUUUGGAAGAAACUGUGCAAGAUUUUUUGCUUCUUGCUGGCUGGUUUGCUGAACAUAGUUAACACACAGCAGCACACAUCUCGUCUGUGCGAUUGAUUCAGAUCACAACAGGACAGCAUGUGUAUGCCGCCUGGCGCCGGUGCGUUUAAAGACGGCUCAGAAAAACACGUUACCACAUGUUAAAAACGAAUUGAACGGUUGUAACGGCUAUAAAAAGUGCGGCUAUAAAAAGUUGUAACGGCUAUAAAAAAGUGCGGGGGACAGGGCACAGAUAUGGGAAGUGCGGGGGACAUGUCCCCUGUGUCCCCCCCCUCAAAUUACGCCCGUGCCUGCACACACAGAUUCUAGAUUAACAAGGGGGAUGCUUUUUGGUCAAUUUUCUAACAAAGGGGAUGGCAUCCCCCCUCAAUUCGACCACUGGGUACAGGCAUCCCUGUCACAACCUGUGUUUUACUGGGAUGGGGUGGAUUUUGAGUCCAGAAACUCCUCGGUACAACUUAUGUCUUUUGUACUUUGAUAUUACAGAUAUCAGACUGUCCGCUUUAAUUGAAAGAUAUUUUGUAUACAUUAUGUGAAACCUCACUGAAACCUCACUGACAAGGAAAUCAACCAUUUGUAUUUGUAAAACUGUUUGCUAAACUUUAAAUCUAGACUCUCCCUAUCAAGACAUUUGAGGGGCUGUUGACCAACCCAGGUUAUAACCAAGCAGAGGACAAGGCUGUUUAUUUGCUGUCAUCACUUGCAGUCACUGAGCAGGAGAAGCAGCAGAUAGAGAGAGGGUUAAUUCAUUCAUUCAUUCAUUCAUUCAUUCAUUCAUUAAUGAUUAACCUUGUAUCAAGCCCUUGGCAAGCUUCAGCUGCUUGAUAACAGGUUAAUGAUUAGAAUCAGGUGUGUUAGAGUGGGGCCAUACCUCAAAUGUGGGGCAGUAGCUCUCCAGAAGCAGGGUUGGUGACCACUGUAUUAAAUGUUAUGGGUUUUUUUUUGUUGAUUGGGCAAUCCUCCAUGAGCCAAGGGCAAAGCACCAAUACACGGAGCGCACAGGUGUUGUCAUCCAGGAGAGGGGAUUGUUCCUGUCUGACAGCGGCCUACUCUGUGGCUCUCCAGAUGGGACAGUGUCUGACGAUUGUGUUAUAGAGGUGACAUGUCUGUGGUCAGCCAGAGCCAAGACCAUCCUACAAGCAGCAGAGAGUAGGGACUUCCUCCAGGAGUUGGAUGAAGAAACUGGUUCCCUGACGCUAAAACAACUCCAUAACUACUGGAAUCAGAUUCAGGGCAACCUACACCUGACUGGAGCUAACAGUUGUCACCUAAUUGUAUGGACCUUGUCAUCCUGCCAGUGCUCAAAGAUCCCACAUGGGCUCUUAACAUUGACACAUUUUAUGAAGAGUGUUUGCUUCCAAACAUGGUGUCGCAGUUGUAAGUUAAGCCUCACAUACUGUUCAGGGUCAAAUACAGUGCUGGAAAAUAACUAAGUACAUUUACUCAAGUACUGUACUUAAGUACAGUUCUGAGGUACCUGUAUUUUACUUGAGUAUUUCUGUUUGAUGCUACUUUAUAUUUCCACUCCACUACAUUUAUCUUCAUCUUCAGCUCUCAGAUGAAGAUGUGACACAAAAGAUAAUCUGUUGUAUUGUUAUGUUUCAUGUAACACAGGACCAAAGAGUGAUUGUAAAUGUUUGUAUGUUAAUAUCUGCACUUGCACUCACCCUGCAUUCAUGAUCUGUAAAUAUUAAUGUCCUUUGAAUCAAUUUGUACUGUUAUAAUAAAUGAA
Epinephelus moara (kelp grouper) is the source of this 9920-nucleotide messenger RNA. RefSeq lists its product as uncharacterized. The transcript is spliced from 3 exons. The coding region runs from base 1 to 3930 and encodes 1309 amino acids. The record is from RefSeq and is a predicted model, not a curated record. Gene Ontology annotation, molecular function: nucleic acid binding. NCBI's taxonomy places the organism in Eukaryota, Metazoa, Chordata, Actinopteri, Perciformes, Serranidae.